AUGAAAAUUGCUGGUCAAGAAAUUCUAUUUUAUUUGAAGACUUUUAUUACACUGAAUGGAACCAAUCUUAAACAUUUGUCAAUUAGUGGUAAACCAAAUGACAGGGUUAAUUUGGGUGAACUUGCUAAAUCAAUUGGACAACAAUGCUUAAAUUUGGAAUAUUUGUCAAUAUGUUACAGGAAUAAAGAAAUUGGUCGAUUAAUUGGAAUAUUUAAUGGUUGUUCUAAAUUAAAGCAUAUUUCAUUUUCUAAUCUUUAUUCAGGUGAUUAUAUAUUAAAUGGCAUUAAAAUAUUGGCUGUUUUAAAUAAAUCAUUAUCAAAAAGUUUGAAUACAUUAAAAUUUGAAGAUCAAGUUAAUAUUAUUAAAGAUGAAUCUUUAAAUCAAUUGAUGAGGGAUUGGAGAGGUCCUAGACCAUUCAAAAUAUUUAUAUUUGGUGACGAAAUAGUUUUUUAA
Messenger RNA from Entrophospora candida, 453 nucleotides. Lineage: Eukaryota; Fungi; Glomeromycota; Glomeromycetes; Entrophosporales; Entrophosporaceae. The record is from the annotation of a GenBank genome assembly.